AUGGACCGCUAUGUCAGUGAUUUGCAAUCCCGCGAUGAUGGUUUCAACUUCAAAUUGUACCGCUAUGUCCCGUCUUUGCCCGCAGCCAUCAUCUUUGUGGUUAUCUUUGCCACUCUCACGGCCCUUCAUACUUGGCGGCUAUAUCGCUCGCGGGCGCUGUAUUUUACCGCAUUCACUAUCGGCGGCCUCUUCGAGACCAUCGGCUACUGCGGCCGUAUCUGGUCGCACUACGACAAUCAGGCCAUCGGCGGCUUUGUUAUGCAAGCUAUCCUUAUCCUCGUCGCCCCUGCCCUCUUUGCUGCUUCCGUCUACAUGAUUCUUGGUCGUCUUAUCCGCGCCAUACGUGCCGAGCAUCUAUCCCUUUUGCCGGUGAGGCGGCUGACGACCAUCUUCGUGGUAGGCGACGUCAUCUCCUUCACACUGCAGGCCGCCGGUGGAGGUAUCCAGUCAGCAGGGACACUGAACAUGUUCAAUAUCGGGGAGAAGAUCAUAGUGGUGGGGCUAUGUAUGCAGAUCGCCUUUUUUGGCUUCUUCGUCGUGACGGUCAUCCUUUUUUAUCAACGAAUCCGUGCUCAUCCUACGCCCGAGGCCCAGCAAAACGAAAUCCCCUGGCGUCGACACGUCCGAGUCUUAUUCGCCGUCAGCAUCAUCAUAUUGGUGCGAAGUGUCGUCAGAGUGGUUGAAUAUCUGCAAGGCAACGACGGGUACUUGAUUGCGCACGAAAUCUUCCUGUACAUCUUCGAUGCCACGUUGAUGGUGGCGGUCAUGACUAUUUUGCUUGUCUACUACGUCAGCGAUUUGAAAAUAGCUCUGGACAGGAUCAAAGCGACAUCUUCUCCUUUGAGAAGCGAUUAUCUAAUGGACACUGUUCGGGGGGGAGACGGGUCUUAA
This is a messenger RNA of Rhinocladiella mackenziei CBS 650.93, 891 nucleotides long. RefSeq lists its product as uncharacterized. The coding region runs from base 1 to 891 and encodes 296 amino acids. NCBI's taxonomy places the organism in Eukaryota, Fungi, Ascomycota, Eurotiomycetes, Chaetothyriales, Herpotrichiellaceae. The transcript is spliced from 2 exons. The record is from RefSeq and is a predicted model, not a curated record. Gene Ontology annotation, cellular component: membrane.